This is a messenger RNA of Puma concolor (puma), 612 nucleotides long. NCBI's taxonomy places the organism in Eukaryota, Metazoa, Chordata, Mammalia, Carnivora, Felidae. The record is from RefSeq and is a predicted model, not a curated record.
UGGCACAACCUGCUCGUCUCCUUCGCCCAUUCCAUCGUGUCUGGAAUCUGGGCGCUGCUGUGUAUAUGGCAGACCCCGGAGUUGCUGGUGGAGAUUGAGACGGCAUGGUCGCUUUCUGGCUACCUGCUAGUUUGCUUCUCCGCAGGGUAUUUCAUCCACGACACGGUGGACAUCGUGAUUAGUCAUCAAGCCCGAGCUUCUUGGGAAUACCUGGUUCACCACGUCAUGGCCAUGGGUGCCUUCUUUUCAGGCAUCUUUUGGAGCACUUUUGUCGGUGGGGGAGUCCUAACAUUGCUGGUGGAGGUCAGCAACAUAUUCCUCACCUUCCGCAUGAUGAUGAAGAUCAACAAUGCCCAGCACCUUCUCCUCUACCGGGUCAACAAAUACGUCAAUUUGGUCAUGUACUUUCUCUUCCGCCUGGCCCCUCAGGCCUACCUCACGCACUACUUCUUGCGUUAUUUGGGCCAGAGGACUCUGGGCACUUUUCUGCUGGGUAUCCUGCUCAUGCUGGACAUCAUGAUCCUCAUCUACUUUUCCCGUCUCCUCCGCUCAGACUUCUGCCCUCAGCGUGUCCCCAGCCAGCAACACAAAGACAAGUUUUUGACUGAGUGA